GAUGUAUCUUGAAUAUGUUGCUAGCACAGAAGGAAAUACGCUAAUGUUUACAAAAGGACAAGAUAGCUUUGGAAAUAUUUGCGGUUUAAAUAAUAAGCAACGAUUAAAACGAUAUCCAGAGUUGAAAAAGAACUCUAUGUCGGGAAUAAAUCUCGAAGGCUACAAUAAACUUUAUCAAUAUGAUUUUCAACAAACUUUUCCGUCGUAUUCAAAAAUUAAAGGAGCGAUGGUGUGCGUAAAGGAGUGCCCGCCUUCACUGUCCAGCGUUAGGAAGCACAAGAAGUUUGCUAAAAGCGGAUCUGGAUUGUGCAGAUACGACAUAAAAACUUCUGGGAUCUUUAAUGGAAAAGGAUCGAAGGAUACUUGUCCUCAAUUACCAGUUGACGCAACGUAA
Messenger RNA from Dimorphilus gyrociliatus, 394 nucleotides. The record is from the annotation of a GenBank genome assembly. NCBI's taxonomy places the organism in Eukaryota, Metazoa, Annelida, Polychaeta, Dinophilidae.